This is a messenger RNA of Acaulospora colombiana, 576 nucleotides long. The record is from the annotation of a GenBank genome assembly. Lineage: Eukaryota; Fungi; Glomeromycota; Glomeromycetes; Diversisporales; Acaulosporaceae.
AUGUUCAAUUUAUCCAUUGAAAACGUCCCUGGACUCGUCGUAAAAAACAAUAAUAAAAACGAAGCUGGCCUCGAUGAAUCAGAAAAAAAACCAUCCUUUUACGCCAACGCGAUACGCGCUUUUCAAGAGAAUCCUCUAGCCAUUUAUCUAUCAGAAUUCACCUUCGACGAACCCAUAAGAUUGAUCACGCACAAAAACGAAAUUACCUUCACCUUAUAUGGAUACUGCAUCGACGAUCAAUGUCCCCAGCCUUCGAUGACCCAUAAUUUCGACGAGCCUUCGGAGAUCACCAAUGGUCCGUCGCCACCUAAUGUAAAGAGGUUUGAUCCUAGUGACAUUGGGUCCACCGUUGGAUCUACAAUUGGGUCCACUGUUGGGUCCACUGUGAGCACUGUUGAGAAUGCCGGAAAUACCGCUGUCAAUGAAACUAAACAAAUCGUUGACGAUGCCUCUAAUCUAUUAUCUUCGUUUUUAAAUGGCCUUGCUAACUUCAAGCCGGAACCAUUAUACCCGGCAUCGGAAGUCAACACACGGGACCAGGAAUUCAUUUGGCUGGUUGGAGUGCCUUAUUCUUAA